Molecule: messenger RNA, 869 nt
Organism: Juglans microcarpa x Juglans regia
Lineage: Eukaryota; Viridiplantae; Streptophyta; Magnoliopsida; Fagales; Juglandaceae
Exons: 2
Coding region: 300-728 (142 amino acids)
Source: RefSeq, a predicted model, not a curated record
UGUUUUGCUGAAAAUAGGACAUUUCAUUUUAUGUACUUGGGCUCCUAAUUGCUUUAGAAUUUGCAACUUUGUUUUGCCAUUGGUUUGGAUAUUGAACAACUUGUACAAGGCAUUGGAAAAGGGGAAGAACACCCAUCUCCGCUACCACCAUUUAGCUCAAAUCUCUCAACCUCAGUAUGUUAUUUCAGAAUUCAAAAACUUAUUGGAAUGGGUCUUCUCAAUGUUUGUCAUCCUAAUUAUCAUUAUUAUUUUUAUGUUAGGACAACCCUCAAACUGGUCUAGUAAACUUUCCAAAUUACAUGCACGGUUACUAUGGACCAAUUCCUACAUGGUCACCAGCUUUUCUUCUAUAUCCAGAUGGCAACCACUAUCCAAGCAACAUUCAGCAGAAUACAGGUAACCCAUUUCAAUAUGGGAUGGGACGUCCGACUCCUCACAUCACUACAAGCUCCGCAACGAGCGCAAGAGUUGGUAAAGAGGAUUCACCAGAUUGUAGGGAAACUGAAGCGUCAUGUACUUCUUCUAAAGUUGAUGAAGAAAGUAAAGAGGAUAGACCAGAUUCACGAGAAAUUGAUGAUGGCACUAUUGGGUCAACACAUUUAGUGCAAACAGAUGGUGAUGAUAUAAUUGAGGAGCCAAAGUCGGGGAUGGAGUUCAAUUCUUUUGAAGAUUUACAGAGCUAUUAUAAGGAUUAUGCUAAGAAAUGUGGGUUUGGGGUGAUGACAUAAAGGAGUGAGAGGGGAAAGGAUCAAAGUAUCAGAUAAGUCACCCUUGGUUAUACCCGUGGAGGGAAGGCCUGGAAUAGGAGUUUCAAUGUCACCAACCCAUGUCCGACAGGAAAGACGGAUUGUAAGGUAAAGAUUAAUGCA